UUUGUUAUUAUUCUUUCGAAUUUGUAGAAACUUUUACUUUUGGACUAUUUAGCGCAGCAGGUUUAGAAAUAAAUAAUUUGUCAUGGAUGAUGCGGAACUUACAAGGUUAGCAAUAGCUGAAAUAGUGCGCGAAAUGGGCGAAAUAAAAGAGCCUGAUGUACAGGAGCGCAAGAUAAAUCCGAUAGCAAAGCCAAACAAGCGAUUCCUUGGACGUACGCUGAAUUCAGUGUUGUCACAUAACAAACGUAAAAAUGACAGAACUCAGGAGAAUUGCAGAAGAAAGUUGAAAGAACUCGAUGAGAGGCGAGAAAAAAUUAAUAGAUUGAAUUCUAGAAGUCGAUCAGGCAGUUUGGAGCUUGUAUUGAGUAGCUCCUCAGACGAACACGAUUCCAAGAAAGUAAGGAAACAAAAACAACACGACAGGAAACUUCGAAAUAAUAAGCACAAAAAACUUAAAAAGAGGAAACAUAAAAGUAAGAAAAAAAGACGUGCCAGAAGCAGCAGUGGUAGCAGCAGUGAUGAGAGUAGUAGUGAAAAUAGCUGUAAUACAAGCAGCAGCACCUGCCGAAGUAAGAAAAGUAAAUUACGGAAGAAAUCUAAAUCUAAAAAGUGUAAGGUUCUGCAAACAGAAAAGAACACAAAUGAAUUUGAUACAGAAGAGGUCUACUAUGAACCAGAUAUAAAUGCUGCCAUGGAAUUUGGUGCUGCCAUGGAAUUUGAUGCUGCCUUAAUGGCCAAUAAUUACAGGCAUCAUCAAAUGCAACAACUGUUAUAUUAUAACGCUUUGAUGGCUGGUCACCAAGCCACCGAAAUCGAGGCCUUAAAAGAGGAAUUACAAAUAAGUGACGCCGAAGUAACUGAGACCCAAAAAGAAAAGGCGUCGAUUUGUAGUGCGGUGUCAUCAUUAAAUCUAAAUGAAAGUGAUUCCGACGGUAGUGAGAUGCUACAGAUAAGUCUAUCAUCCGCCACAUCCAGUAGCAGUGAAACUAAAGGCGACAAAAGUAUAAAAAACAAGAAGGUGAAAAGAAAAGAUCUGGAGGAGCGAAUACCUAGUGAUAGUUCGGAUGCAGUUAUAUGGGAAUUAGACUCGGAUAGUUCUAACGGUGAUAAAAUGUCAGAUAUAAAAGGUGGAUCAGAAAAGCAAACAGAAAAUGAGGACUGUGUUUGUAUAACAUCCGAAUCUGAGACAAGCACAGGUGAUGACAGUGAGUCGGAAAGUUCAACUAACGAAGAAGAUUCCGCAAGUGCAAAUGUUACAAAUGCAAAUAACAAUGUUUGUCACGCUGAACCGGAAACUGUUACACUACUCAGCUCGUCUGAUAGUGAGGUCGAAAUUAUAAAUAUGAAUGGCGCUGAUGAGUCUGUACAACAAUUAACCGACUCAGUUAUGGCAGCAACAACAACUCAGCCGACAGAUUCAACGCCAGCAUUAGUGCAACAAAUGAGUUUAGUGUUACCUGUACCUGAGACUAAUUCAAUUUCACUGCCAAAGGACAGUCUUUCAACAGUUAUAGACGAUUUGGUUGUUACAGUGCCUGAUAAGGCUUCCAACUUGUCAGUUGAAGUAGACUCAUUAGUAACUGCUACUGAAUGUUUAUCUCCGCCAAUAAAAGUUGAUGAAGCGGGAAGUGUAACGCCAAUAUGUAUAGUGCAAGAACAACAAGACUCAAUGAAGGAAACUGAUAAACUAGAAGCCACUAACAGUACAUCACUCACUUUUAUAGCACCCGCGAGCCGUAUUACUGAAGCACUGCGUAAAACAAAUUCAAGCGAAGUGACGACUGCUGAUAAAGAUAUUCAGACAGCGGCAUUGAAAUUGAAAAUUGAUUCACUGGAAGCCGAUGAUAGGAAAUCACUAACAGUUGAAGCACCCAACCACCCUAUUACCGACGCACAGUGUGGAUCUAGUUCAAGUGCCAUGACAACAGCUGAUACAGAUGUUGGGACAACGACAUUGAAUUUUGAUUCACUGAAAGCCAGCAACAGUACACCACUCACAUUUGUAACAUCUACAAACCCAAAUACUGAAGAACGGUGUGAAAUGAAUUCAAGUGGUAUGACUACUGUUGGCACACACGUUGAGGCAUUGGAAUCGAUAUCGGAAAUUGGAUUGAGCAAUAAGGUUGCUAAUGUGGCCUUAAAGGAGUCAGUAGACGAAAUACCAACAAAUGCAUCAACUUCAUCACCAACUGAUCGGUCAGUAAGUUCAAUGCCUACAUUAUCACCGCUAAUACCUCAAAGUACAAUAGGUAAUACGGAAUUGCAUUUAGUUCAAAUUCAAAAUCAGUGGGAAAUUACUGAGUCCGAGACAGUAAAUGAGCAAAUGUCUUGAUAGUACUUUUAGGCUCCCCAGUUUUUGAACAACAUACAUACAUAUGUAUAACAGAAAUUAUUGAAUUUCCUUUUGUGUGUCAAAUAAUUUUUAACAAUUUCAAUGUGAAUUUUGCAACAUAUAUCUAUUAAUUAUAAGAACGGAUCUGAUUAUAUCAUAUUUUUAUUUUAUUAUUAUUUUUAUUUUCAAUAAAACGGUUGUUCAAGUUACUGCGAUUAUACAGUUAAGGGAAAUGUACGAGCGGCGCAAGGUCAUUGUAGUUAAUUGCUUCCUACGUUGUAAUUAUUAAGUUUCAUGUAUGUAUGUAUWUUAAUAUAAUUAUAGCACAAUUGUUUAUAUAUGAAUUUAAAGAAUAAA
This is a messenger RNA of Bactrocera latifrons, 2689 nucleotides long. RefSeq names its product dentin sialophosphoprotein. The record is from RefSeq and is a predicted model, not a curated record. The transcript is spliced from 2 exons. Lineage: Eukaryota; Metazoa; Arthropoda; Insecta; Diptera; Tephritidae. Bases 83 to 2332 code for a protein of 749 amino acids.